GAGGCUUCUAGUUCUUUCUUUCUACUACCCCUUAGUUUGUUCGCUCUCUCUCUCAAUGGAUGACUUCAGCACCAACAGGCACGAAACUCAGGCGGCAUCUCUGCCCACUCGCUACUCGGAUCUUUCUUUUCAAGAUGGCAAUGUCGCUGUUGUUGCUGGACUAGGCUACUUCCUCGUUCACAAAGGACUGCUAUGCCGACACUCGAUCCCGCUACAGCAAGCUACAAAGAACUUAGACUCGCGUGUUCAAAUUGAAGGACGCCCCGUUCUCUAUCUUGAUGACUCCCCGCAAGAUAUGCAAUACUUUCUCGCUGCACUUUACGAUGGACUUGGACUGCAAGUCAUCAGUGCGGUUCUCGCUGCUAAUCUAACCAUCAAUCCAGCCUGGGAAUCAAUAAUGACGUGCAGGGUUUCCCAAGAAUAGACGCACUGCUGCGGCUCACCACCAAGUAUCAAGUCAACAACAUUCGAUCUUGUCUCCUUCACGAGUUGCAGCGAACGCAUUGGCCAACGCAACUCGCUCAGUGGGAAAUUCGUGAAGCGGAAGCAACAGACCCCAACGGUCAUUACGAUGCGCGUCAAUUCUAUCCUCAUCCCAUCUCAGUCAUCAAUCUUGCCCGCAAAAUCAACGCACUCGAGCUUCUGCCUUCUGCCUUCUAUGACCUCUCCCGAUAUACCGUCAGCGAAACAGCCUCAGGCUACACCGAUGCAUGCAACAUUCACCACCGUCUGAGCCAAUCGGACUUGAUGCAUCUGCUCAGAGGUCGCGAGCAUGCUUCCCGAUUCCUCUCUACUUUCAUUGUCAACGAGCUCGAAGGCAGAUCACCUGCGGCGAACUGUGUGCAUGCGCACGGUGAAGAUGGCGCCCACCGUAGGUCCUGCCAAGCUGCGUUCGAGAAUAUUACGUUUGAGAUCUUACGCGACGUCAAUGGCGUCACACAUCGAAGCUCGGACCCUCUUUUCACCAUCGUCGAUGCCGAACUCAUGCAAACACGGGAGGACAGUCACGGCCAUUCUUCCGUCGUCAGGGCCUGCGAAUUUUGCCGAACGGAGUUUGGACACGUCGUUGACCAUGCGCGCGAGGAGUUCUGGAGCAAGCUGCCGGGAUGGUUCGGUAUAGAGCUGCCAGCGGAUGUCUGGGUAUGAGUAAAUCAUCUUCACCUACAUCUGCGUAUGUGCGUGUGUGUGUGUAACAUCCACCGUCAUCCAAGCGCGUUUCAUCAGUCCUGGUUUCCCGUUUAGCCGUUGCAUCUUGAGCACGUUAUAUCUGGACUCAUACAUGGCCACGUUGUAUGCGGGUAUCGCAGUUGCACAGGCCGUACAAGACUGUGCAAUAGGCGGGUCGCGUGGUUCACAUCUGUUCAUAACUAGGAGACGACGCGCGGUAGCCAGCGACUGAUCGCAUGGCGGGGGUGAGCCGUACGUAAGCAUCCCCCUAGCCCUGAUCGUAACCUGCUCGACCGACCUCGCAACUUUCUGGUUUCUACCACGUUCCGCUCACACCAUUGGCCGGUCAUUCAAACCUGUGUUUCACAUCUGGUCUCGGGCGAUUCUCAACAAUCCCGUAUCUCGCGUAUGCGCCAUCACCAUCAGUAUAAAACUGCGACCAUGGACGAGAUGAUUGAUUCAACAACUUUCUCCUUCUUCUCCUCGAGAUGUACGCGGCAUAUAGCGCACCGAUAGUCAAGCCGACUCUUCCAUCUAUUGGGCGCAUCUUUGAUGACGCGCCUCCCCGUGUGGCACAGCAUCCGCCGACAGCACAGCAUGCAUCCAUGUAUCAGCGGCCCUCGUUGACUCUUCCCCCGCUGGAAAACAUCAGUUCAUGGUACCCGGGCCGCCAAUACGACUUCCAGGCUUCUGCAGUCAGAGAAGACAUGUACAGAAUGACCCCAUCGCCCUACAUGAUGUCGUGUGAACGCGGCUCCCCGGACUCGGACCCUGGGCACGACGUACUGUCAUCCGCGAGCAGUUACUCGAACUCUCCUUCGCCGUAUAACUUGAGCCCCUACCGUGCGGGCAGUGCGCCUCUGAUGGGUGCAUACCGGAACACUCCAACAUAUCAUCACGGCACAAACCACCCUUUCUACGCGGCGCGGCCAGUAUCGGCAGCUGCACGUCAUCAAUGCACGUACUGCAACAAACGGUUCAAUCGGCCGAGCGGCCUCAAGAUCCACCUCACGACGCACACCGGAGACAAACCAUACGUUUGUCCUGAGGAAAGCUGUGGACGGCGGUGCUUCUCCGUUCGAAGUAACCUCCGGCGUCACAUUCGCAUUGUUCACCAAUCCACGCGCGAGGCGAGCGGAGAACCGCGUGCCCCAUGCGAAUCGCCAUCGGAAGCCUAGAAAUCGGACCCUGGCCUGAGACUUGACAUUAUUGUAUCUGCUUACUUACUUACUACUCAUCUGUUCCCACCCCUUGUAGCUCUACCCGCGUCUGUAUCCCUGGCUGGCGUCUCUUACUCUUGUAUCAAUAUCCAUCUGGUCCCCGCGCAUCGCCUGUUACAUGUCCAUCCACCAUCGUCUUGUCUCAGAAGCAUCGCGGGAUCGGCAGACGCGGUCAAGACAGCCCAAAUCUGCCCAACGGACUUUAUCAUCUUGCUUCGCCCUUGCUUCUUCGACUGGUCCUGAUUUAUGUAAAACACGUUCCUUGAGCUUGAUGCUUUUGGACCGCAAGCAGCCCAAUUGCCAGAUCGACUAAAGCGGCGCCGCGGCUCUGCAUGGGAUGGUUAGGCUAUAUGGCGGCUCCUUAGGGUUCCUUACGCCGACUAACCUCUUCGGUUCUAUCCCGCGACUGGCCUUGAAGAACUCCUGCCCUUCUCACUGCUCUUUUAUUGCUCCAGCGCUCACGCCUUGGUUUUGGAGAAUGGUCCGCAUGCAGCGUCGCGUUGCCUCCCAAGAUGUUAGCAGCGCCUCCAGGCCCGCUGCGAUCAUUUCAACAUCCCUCUCCGUUGCCUCCACUACCUCUGUUUCCACUCCUUCCCCCGCAACAACAACAUCUACCUCUAAACCUCUGCCCCCGCCUCCAGCCACGACAAUUGUGAUCACGAGCACCUUGGCCGCAUCUCCGCCACCGAUCACCUCAAGCUCGACCCAUACGCAGCAACAAGCCGCCACCACUUCUGCCAAUGCUGUUUAUACCACGGUGACCACGCAAGUGUUAACGACGAUACCAUCUCCCUCACCGAUCGAAACGCCCACGAGCACAACUGCGUCCGAUUCCUCUUUCAUUUUCUCAAGCGCCACCACCGUUCCGACCGCAAGCCCUUCCUUUGUUCCCGUCUAUGGCACAACGAGAGACGCAUCGUCUUUGCACGGAUCUUCUACCCGAUCCAGUGCUAGUGCCCGCGCCAGCAGCAGCAGCACUCCGUUGCCGAAUUCUGCUCACAAGUCGAAAUCCAACGUGGGAAAAUAUGUCGGAUAUGCUAUCGGCGGAGUAUUCCUCCUCUUGUUCAUUUCCAGUUUCAUUUCGGCCUACCGCAAGCACCGAAAGUACAUUAAGAGACGGCCGAGGGGCACGGUCUUUGCCGACAAGCUCUCAUCUGGCCAGGAAAAGCGCUCGAUAGCCCAGGCCAUCAUGCACAGUGUAUCUAACAGCUCGUUCGACGCGUACGCUCUCUGCACGACGCCACCCGCAUCCCCGACCCCUGCUUUCGUCAACGGGAGACAGCAAGUGACGCGACCGGACAUACUGCCGACCCACGUUCGGAGUAUGUCGGGAAAAGACGUCCGGCCGCUUCCGGCGACGCCCACCAAGUACGAGGACCCGAUCUUUUUCCCCCGUGCUCCCGUCGAACACUCCCGGUAUUCGCCGUUCGGUCUCUCGUCGUCGGGCAGCAGUACAAUCUGACUCGUACGUACUCAUGUUCAGCCUCGUUUCAGUACAGUAUAUCCUUGAGCUGUUAAUUUACCAUGACGUUCGUCUGUCCCCCGUGGCCUUCUCGCUUCCUUGAAACAGACAGCCGCCGCGACAUGAGAUGACAUUGUGUGCUCUAAAAGAUGCGAAAAAAGAGCUAUUUGAUAAACCCCGCUCUCUCACCCAAGUCGGUUGUGUCCGCACGCCGAGAGACUCGGCGGAGGCAGAGACUGUCCAAUUUGUGCGAUCAGGUGACCGCGAUGCUUUCGUGCCGCUGACGGACCGGGAGUCCCCGUAAGCUGCUUACCGGGGGGAGACGGAGGCUUCUUUGCACCAAACCCACAUCCAUGGCAAAGCUUGCUUCAUUCGCGUCUUGCGAGAUUUCCGACGCACUUGUCAAGCUCGGAGUUAAACAUGGUGGUUUCAUCCCCGGCAUCAGCAUGUUCUCCGCUGGAAAGAUCUGCGCCCGGGCUUACACCGUCAAAUUUGUCCUGGCAGCGGACCAAUCUGCAACCAAGUUAUCGGAGCACUUUGUGGACACGGCACCGGCUGGAUCAGUCAUCGUGAUCGAUGCACCUCAUCGUCAGCGCGCCCGCUUCUUGCCCCUUGUUCCGUUAAACGAUCUGGUUUGACCAUUUUAGAAGCUCAGAAUGCGGUGUGGGGCGGGCUGAUGUCUGCGGGAGCUAUCGCACGUUCAGCCGUCGGUGUUAUCAUAUCUGGUCGAUGCAGAGACCUCGCCGAGCAUCGGUCACUUGGAUUCCCCGUGUUUGCGAGAUCGCAUUCGACACUCGGACAGCAAACGUUUACACGGCCUUCAGCUAUCAACGAACCCCUUGUCAUCGCUCCAGGGGAGCUGUCGUUCCCGAGCGUCACUGUCGUGCCAGGGGAUUGGAUCAUCGCAGACGAAGAUGGAGUUGUUUGCGUUCCGCGGGACAUGGAAGAGGCGGUGGCAGCGAAAGCUAGUCAAGGCCGUCAGAUUGAUGCACAGUGCCUCGCGGAUAUCCAGGCUGGUAAAGGCAUACAGGCUACAUUUGCAAAGUACAGAGGAAGUAAAUAAGAAUACGAGAUCAGGUGGAGGGUGUAUGCACGAGUCCGCUUACUGCUUCCUCGAUCGGGGCUUGCUCGCCCAUCUUUCCCAGAUAUCACCGUGUCCAUCUUUCUUGGCCACUGGUGCAGACUCGGUCUGUGCUUGACGUAUCGCUUCUCGGCUCAAACAGGAGUCGAGAUGAGCGUUGAAGGCGUCGUUGCCCAGGCCUAGCUUCUUGCUACACACAGGACAGAUCAAGCACUCCUGGUCCGAUCUACAUUCUGGCUUGGCAGAAGAGUCGUUCGCGUGGGACACAGACGCAAUCACUGACUCUCGGGCAGUCGUGUCUGAAUCUUCCGAGGCCUUCCGUUUCUUGCGAGGCGAUUCCGACCCUGAAGCAGAGAAGAA
This is a messenger RNA of Mycena citricolor, 5290 nucleotides long. Lineage: Eukaryota; Fungi; Basidiomycota; Agaricomycetes; Agaricales; Mycenaceae. The record is from the annotation of a GenBank genome assembly.